Exophiala xenobiotica is the source of this 12201-nucleotide messenger RNA. RefSeq lists its product as uncharacterized. Bases 291 to 11732 code for a protein of 3813 amino acids. Gene Ontology annotation, cellular component: NuA4 histone acetyltransferase complex; SAGA complex; nucleus. The record is from RefSeq and is a predicted model, not a curated record. Gene Ontology annotation, molecular function: transcription coregulator activity; protein binding. The transcript is spliced from 2 exons. Gene Ontology annotation, biological process: regulation of DNA-templated transcription; DNA repair. NCBI's taxonomy places the organism in Eukaryota, Fungi, Ascomycota, Eurotiomycetes, Chaetothyriales, Herpotrichiellaceae.
GUCCAGAUAUCAUCCCAAGGGCUCUUUGCAGGCCACCAGGGCAGGUCAACGACUUCACCCAUUUUUCUAUUGUAUUGAAUGAGGACUAGGCGGGGGCUGGUUCAUCUAAUACUAAUCUGCAACUUUAACCUCUUCUAAACCCUCACUACACGACCAUCCGCACUCUUUCUACUUACGCACCUUCAAAUGGGUCUUUUGAGCCUUGAGCCCUUAUGAAGACGCCCCGGGGCUCUGGCGCAGUCCGUCAUCUAUCGCUCAACUACCUGGUGUAGUCAGGGCAAUAAUCGAGGAUGUCGUCCACCAUGGACUCCUCCCAAAAGAUUGAUGCCUAUGCCGCUAGGCUCACAGAUCCAAAGACUGACACGCGGACGAAGGCAAAUGUAGCCACCGAUCUACGUGACUCGAUCGAGAACCUAUGUUCACCGUCAGCGACAUACUCCAAGUUCCUGGCAAAACUAUGGCCGGUCUUCAAGAAGAUCUUGGAAGGCAAACCAGAUUUUAGUCCCGCUUCCUUCGAGCAUGUACUCCGAAAUCAGAUACUUGAGAUCCUCCACAGAUUACAGCAUGCACCGCCCGAGCUCGAACCUUAUGCGCUAGACAUGGUAGAGACAUUGAUGGAGCUGGUGCGGGUGGAAAAUGAGGACAAUGCGGUGCUCUGUUUGAAGACCAUCAUGGAUCUGGAGCGACAUCAGCCAACGGCUACAGCGUCUAAGGUUCAGCCCUUCCUGGAUCUCAUUCAAGAGAUGUUCGAGAUGAUGGAGCAGGUAGUCCGCGACACUUUUGACUCGCCUACGCCUCAUUCCCAAGGGUCUUCAUCAACGCCCAAUCCACCCGGUCAGAAUCUGCAGUCCCCUAGGCCUGGAUCACCAGCGACGACCGUGUCGGACCCUGGAAACGAGAAAAAGGAUCACCACCCUCUGGCCAAGGGCAUGCAGUCAUUCAAAGUCUUGUCGGAAUGUCCCAUAAUCGUGGUGUCAAUCUUCCAAGCGCAUCGAAGUUCGGUCGCGGCCAAUGUUAAGAAGUUUGUGCCGUCCAUAAAAGGGAUACUCUUAUUGCAGGCGAAGGCACAAGAAAAGGCACACGCUGACGCGGCCGCGAACAAAACAAUCUUCACUGGGGUCAGCAAAGAGAUCAAGAACCGCGCGGCUUUUGGAGACUUCAUUACUGCGCAGGUCAAAACCAUGAGUUUUCUGGCAUAUCUACUCAGAGUGUAUGCAAACCAGCUGACGGAUUUUCUGCCCACUCUUCCGAGCGUAGUGGUCCGGCUGCUCAAGGACUGUCCGCGCGAGAAAUCGGGUGCACGGAAGGAAUUACUGGUCGCUAUCCGUCACAUCAUCAACUUCAACUAUCGGAAAAUCUUCCUGAACAAGAUCGAUGAGUUGCUGGAUGAACGUAUCCUGAUUGGGGAUGGCCUCACUGUGUACGAGACGAUGCGGCCUCUGGCAUAUAGCAUGCUUGCAGAUCUGAUCCAUCAUGUUCGGGAUUCAUUGGAUCGGAAUCAGAUUCGACGCACCAUCGAAGUCUACACGAAGAAUCUUCAUGACAAUUUCCCCGGUACGAGUUUCCAGACGAUGAGCGCCAAGUUGCUCCUCAAUAUGGCGGAGAGCAUCACCAAGUUAGAGGACAAGGAAGAUGCGAGGUACUUUUUGAUCAUGAUCCUCGACGCGAUCGGGGACAAGUUUGCCGCGAUGAACUAUCAGUACAGCAACGCCGUCAAAUUGAGCAAGCAAUACGGCGACAAGUCCACGGAAUCCCAGGCGGAGGCUUACAUGGACGACAAGGACGAAAUUCCCGAUUGGGACGAAGUCGACAUCUUCUACGCGACACCUAUCAAGACCUCGAAUCCGCGCGAGCGGGGGGCAGAUCCUGUCAACGACAACAAGUUCUUGUUCAAAAACCUUGUCAACGGUCUUAAGAACAUGUUUUAUCAGCUCAAAACUUGUAAUCCAUCUGGUCUCAACGUCGACCAGGCGAGCAUACCCAUGAACUGGGCCGAAGUCUCCUUCGGCUAUAACGCGGAAGAAACACGCGUGGUCACCAAGCUUUUCCACGAAGGCGCUCGAGUCUUUCGCUACUACAGUGCCGAAACUCCAACGCCUGACCCACCCUAUUCUUCUCCUGUCGAUUUCAUGGCAAGUCAUUCUAUGGCACAGAUGACUCGUGAGGAGAAAGAGUUGCUGGAGAGCUUUGGGACUGUGUUCCACUGCAUUGACCCUGCCACGUUCCAUGAAGUGUUUCAAGCCGAGAUCCCCUAUCUGCACGAAUUGAUGUUCGAACAUACGGCGCUACUCCAUCUACCCCAGUUUUUCCUCGCCAGCGAAGCAACGUCGCCUGCAUUUGCCGGUAUGGUUCUCCACUACUUGAUGAACAAGCUACCAGAAGUUGGAUCCUCCGACAUUGUACGUUCGUCCAUAUUACUGAGGAUGUUCAAGCUGUCGUUCAUGGCAGUCACGCUCUUCUCUGCACAUAACGAGCAAGUCUUGCUGCCUCACAUCACCAAAAUCAUAACGCAGUGUGUACAACUGUCUGUGACCGCCGAAAAGCCGAUACAUUACUUUAUUCUGCUCCGCUCGCUCUUCAGGAGUAUCGGUGGUGGUCGCUUUGAAUUGCUCUACAAGGAGAUUCUUCCCCUACUGGAAAUGCUGCUGGAAACGUUCAACCAUCUCCUGCAGGGUGCAAGAGACCCUCAUGACAGAGACCUCUACGUGGAGCUGACGUUGACCGUCCCAGCUCGGCUAAGUCACUUGCUUCCGCACCUGAGCCACUUGAUGAGGCCCCUAGUGGUAGCUCUUCGCGCAGGACCCGAUCUUGUCGGCCAGGGACUGCGAACUCUCGAGCUCUGCGUUGAUAAUCUUACUGCAGACUACCUCGACCCCAUAAUGGCGCCUAUCAUGGAUGAAUUGAUGAGCGCGUUGUUCGAGCAUCUCAAGCCGCAACCCUAUCAGCACUUCCAUUCUCAUACCACAAUGAGAAUACUUGGAAAACUCGGUGGGCGGAACCGAAAGUUCUUGAAUCAUCCUCAUGAGCUGGCGUUCCGGCGAUACACUGACGACGAGCCCAGUUUUGAUAUCAGACUUGUCGAAACCAGCCGCGAUCGAGCUUUCCCCCUGGAUACUGGUGUUGAGCUGGCAAUCCGAAGACUGACGGAGGCCGCCAAGAACCCGUCUACAAAAUCUCAGGACUUGUAUUACAAACAGCAAUCGUUCAAGUUGAUCAGCAAUCAAGUGAAGCUGCUCAUUGGUCAUAGCCACCUUCCUGAUGACUUCGCAGUGCUCCUUCGGCUCCAGGCGAACGACCUGCUCGCACGACGCUUUGCUACCUAUGCCAACAUGUUAGAGGACAAUGAACUGGGCAAGUCAGUGCACAAGCGUCGAGAUCAGGAAGAGACUCUGAAGAAGCUGCUCAAGGCCUGUUUUACCGCCACCACGAUACCAGAUCUAAAAUCUCAAGCUGAUGCCUUUAUUAUCAAUGUGUCCUGCCACUUUACAAUAGUGGAGCUGGGUCAAUCUUUGUGUGAUGCCGGCCGAAAGACGAAAGAGUUUGAAGUCAACCAAGGCGAAGGUACUGUGAAUCUGAGCACUAGGAUACUGGCCGAUGUCAUCUCCCAUUGUCUCUCCUCGGAUAAUAUUGUCAUUCGGGAAGCUGCAGAGGCCUCUCUUGUUGCCGUUGUCGACACUGCUCGCACUAUCUUCGGUAAUGAUGAGAAAGCUGCCCGGCUGCCAUUCUUCUCUCACCUGAUCUCCGUAUUUUGUCACCGCUGCCGUGAAGUGGAAUGGUUCACCAAAGCGGGUGCCACUUUCGGUAUUCAACUCAUGAUCACAAAAUUGGUGUCGGGCAAUACCUUUCUGCACAGCAAGCAGCUCGAGAUCAUCAAGGCACUGUUGUUUGUCAUCAAAGACACGCCACAGGAAUUUCCGGCAAGUACACGAAUCACGGCGCAAGAAACUCUCGAGUUCAUUCUGCGUAAGGUCUGCGCUGGGCAGACUCGAGAAAUGCUUGUGAACGAGAAAAGCACCAUUCAUGCUCUGUCUGUGACGUUUAGUGCCGAGCUCUCACACAUGAAUAAACAUGCUCGCGAAACUGCGCAACGAGCAUUUGCGACCAUGGCAGAAGUGGUGGGCGUGGAGGUGCACGAACUGAUUGCUCCUGUCAAGGAGAGACUUCUGCAACCUAUCUUCAACAAGCCCUUGAGAGCGCUGCCCUUCUUGUCACAAACCGGAUUCAUCGAUGCCAUAACCUAUUGUUUGGGGCUUGGGCACGAUUUUGUCCCUUUGAAUGACCAACUGAAUCGCUUAAUGAUGGAAUCUCUGGCGCUUGCGGAUGCUGAUGCUGAGAUUUUGCAUCCUAAGCCGGAUGAGUACAACAAUGCUCAACUCAUAGUUAAUUUGCGUGUCUCCUGCCUCAGACUCUUGUCGCUGGCUAUGAGCCUGCCUGACUUUGCGACUGGGCCGCAGAACACGAGCCGGGCUCGGAUCAUCACCGUCUUCUUCAAGCUUCUGUACUCCAAGUCUCCUGAAAUUAUCGAGGCCGCCAACGCAGGUUUGGAGAAAGUCCUCGUGCAGACUGCGAAGCUGCCCAAAGAUCUCCUACAGAAUGGCCUGAGACCGAUCUUGAUGAAUCUGCAGGACUCGAAGCGACUGACCGUCGCUGGUCUAGAAGGCCUUGCUCGAUUGUUGACAUUGUUGACCAACUAUUUUAAAGUCGAGAUAGGGGCCCGGCUCCUUGAGCAUAUGAAGGUCAUCGCAGACGAGCAGCUUCUUCAGAAGGUAUCGUUUGGGCUUAUUGAACAGAACCCACAGAUGAAGAUUGUGACCGCGAUAUUCAAUAUUUUCCAUCUCCUUCCCUCGGCAGCGACAAGCUUCAUGGCGGAUCUCGUGGACAGUGUCCUUGACCUCGAGUCGAAGUUGCGCCGGACAGUUGCCAGUCCGUUCCGCCACCCGUUGAUCCUUUACCUGGACAAAUAUCCGCAAGACUCAUGGACCUUUUUCCAGUCACGCCUGCAAGAGGAGAAGUAUGGAAGGUUCUUUGGACAGAUCUUGGCUUCUGAUUCCAGUUCAAAUCUACGCAAGGUUGUCAUGAAUGACGCCGAAACGCUGAGCAAGGCCGCUUUCGAGGUUGACGAGGAUCAGGACAAGAACACGGCAGCCAUCAAUGGCAUUUUCAUUGUCCAUUCAAUAUGCUUGUUCGACACCGCUAAAGACUGGCUACGCGGGCAGACUCAGCUGCGAGCCAAGGUCCUGUCAGCUGGCCAAGAGCUUGAGGGGCAGUUGCGAAGAGAUACUUUACAACCUUCGCAGCGACUACGGGUCGAACAAACAGGUGAUCAGGUGAUGGAUAUUGUGACCCUGUAUCUGGAGUCGGCGCCAGAAGAUCUCGACUUCAUGAUGGAAGUCUUCUCGGCUUCGGCCCAAGGAAACAUCAAGACACCGCUGACAUUGACCAAAUAUCUCUUCAAUUGUAUCAUCACAGACAAUUCGACACAGCAACGGUUCAACAUCAUUGAGAGGUGUCUAGACGUCUACGCCCAGAGAGCCGGAUCUCAGAAAGUCAAGACUUUCCUUCUCCACAAUGUGGUCAAUCCGAUCAUGGCGAGAGAUGUGCAGAAUUCGCGACGCGAGGACAACAAGGCCGGCCCCUUGGGGGACCAGAAAUUGUUCAACAUGUUUCUGGAGCGCUUGUGGAAACCUGCUGCAUCUGAAGCGCCCGACGACUCGUCGCAACCAGGCAUCGAUCACUCUCGGAUGGAGGCACUGCAGCUUUCGGCGUUCAUAUUGAAGUAUCACAAGGACGAAGUUUCUGAAGAUCGUAAGGACAUCAUUAAGUACUCGUGGGGACACAUCAAGCUGGAAGAUGUUAUCAACAAGUAUGCGGCUUAUGUUCUCAUCUGCUACUUCAUUCGGUCGUACGACACUCCACCAAAGAUCGCUGUGCAGAUCUACAAUCAACUACUGAAAGCUCACCAGAAUGAAGGUAAAGCUCUGGUCACUCAAGCAUUGGAAGUUUUAGCCCCGGUGUUGCCUGUCAGAAUGGGAGCCAACCUCCCUGGUGACAAGCGAUCUCCACAUUGGGCUCGCUUACCACGCAAGAUCCUUAAUGAGGAGACCGGCAACUUGCAACAAGUUCAGAGCAUUUUCAACUUCAUUGUUCGCCAACCUGACCUCUUCUAUGAGUCCCGGGAAUACUUCAUUCCAACCAUCAUACAGAUGCUCCACAAAAUCGCUCCGCCACCGAAUCCGUCAAACGAGAACAAGAAACUCGCAUUGGCUUUGGUUGCCUUGAUCCAACAGUGGGAGACGCGUCGGGUUUCUGCAGUGUCUCCUUCGCAGUCUGCCGCCGAGCUUACCCCUUUGCUCAAACGAGACUCGUCUGGCACUCCUACUCUGGCACCACCAUCGACCAAGGAAAAGUCCGAGUACUUGAUCCCAGUGGAACUACGUACUCUUGUGGUCAAAUACAUGAUCACUCUCAUCACCUCUUUGCCGGAGCGGUACCCGGUGCCCGCGGCAGAGCUGAAAGCCAAGACGAUGCAGAAAGCUCAACAGCAGUCCCUAUCAAAUGAUAUGUGCAAGAAGGCUGUGCAGCUUCUCCGUGAGCUGCUGGCUCCAAAUCUUUGGGCUGACGUCGAUGUCGGCCUCUACGAGAAGUUACUCGAUCCAAUCCUUAGCGGUGACAAGGCGGACAAGGCAGAUGAGAAACAAUUGACGUGUAUGAUCAAUGCCUUGCAGGUUAUGCGCAUCUUACUGGGCACCAAAUCGGAUGAGUGGAUAAUCAACCACAUGGAAAAUAUCCAAAAGUUGCUCGAGAAGCCCCUGAAGAUGGACGACCCAGAGAUCCAGGAUUGUUUGCACUUUGUCACUGACGACAGCAAGACCUUACCGCUUGUGCGUCGUGUGCUUGAGGCUAUCCCUAAGCAAAGAAACGAAGACGAGGACGCGAUGGAAUUGGAUUCGAUUCCGUCAGACUUCCCGACUCGUUACUCAAAGGUUCUUAUUGGCGAAGGCCUAUCGUCAGGCAACUAUACAUCCGCGAUCAACAACUUGUGGACAUUAUCUAUCGUGCGACCUACUGAGGUUGACGAUCAUAUCAACGGAGCGAUGAAGGCCUUGCAACAGAAGCUGGCGAAAGACCACAUCAAUGCCUACGUCAUUCCACCAGGACCUCCUCCACAGGGCUGGCGUUUGGGCGAGCCACUUAUGGACUCCUACGAGUUUGCCCUUGGCGUGGAUCUUAUCAAGAAAACAAUUGAUAUCCUCUCUUCACGCAUGGGCGAGCUCAAUGAACAGCGCCGACCAUUCUUGAGCGUGCUUGCUUCACUCGUUGAGAAGUCCUUCAACGUUGAAAUGUGCAGCAAGGUUCUAGAUAUGGUUGAGAAAUGGGUUUUCAACUCGACUGAGCCCUGGCCGACUCUUAAAGAGAAGACGGCCGUGCUCCACAAGAUGCUCAUCUUUGAGAAGUGGCCGAAUCAAGCGCUUCUCGAGAGGUUCCUGGAAUUGGUAAUCAAAAUCUACGAGGACCCGACGGUGACAAGAACAGAGUUGACAGUCCGAUUGGAGCAUGCUUUCCUCAUCGGUACGCGUGCCAAAGAUGUGGACACACGCAAUCGGUUCAUGAGUAUAUUCAACCGCGCCUUGUCUAAAACUGCCAGUUAUCGAUUGAACUACGUCUUGACUUUGCAGAAUUGGGAUACUUUGGCCGAUUCAUUCUGGCUGAAGCAAGCGUCGCACCUCAUCAUGGGUUCCGUCGAGAUGUCCAUGCCUGCACGGCUUCACGCUGAGGAUGUUCGAGUCUGCCCACUGUCUCAGUUGUUCAGUCCGAACCUCGUCAAUCCGGAGCAGGGCCAAGAUGACCUGCUCAUUGAGGACGGUCUAGAGGCCCUUGUGCUCGCGGAGCGUCGUUUCAACCAAGAGAUUCAUGAUGUCAAAGUACGUGAUCUUCUAGAUCCUAUCACUCAAUUGCAACACACAGACGACAGCCUGGCCUACGAUGUCUGGGUCAAACUCUUUCCGCUAUGUUGGUCAGCUCUGAACAGAGACGAGCGUCUUGAUCUCGAAAAGGGAAUGGUCACGCUUCUCACGAGGGAGUACCACCAACGACAGCUCAACCUGCGUCCCAAUGUUGUGCAAGCCUUACUUGAAGGUGCCGUUCGAGCAAGACCGAGAUUCAAGGUCCCACCACACGUUAUCAAAUUUCUAAGUAGGACGUACGACGCUUGGUACACAGCACUCAUUGCGUUGGAAGAGUCAACUGUGGAUCCUCUCAUCGAUACGCCUCAGGUCCGGGAAAGCAACCUUGACGCUUUGGUUGAAGUCUACGCUGGCCUUCAGGAGGACGACCUAUUCUAUGGCACCUGGAGACGACGAUGCAAGUUUAUGGAAACAAAUGCAGCUUUGUCAUAUGAACAGCAUGGAAUGUGGGAUAAAGCUCAACAACUUUGGGAAGCAGCGCAAGUCAAAGCGAGGACCGGUGUCGUCCCCUUCUCACAGGGGGAAUAUUACCUGUGGGAAGAUCAUUGGAUGAUCUGCGCUCAGAAGCUUCAGCAAUGGGACAUACUGGGGGAGUUUGCCAAACACGAAAACUUCAGUGACCUCCUCUUGGAAUCAGCGUGGAGAAACUACGAGGCUUGGUCUGGUGACGAGAAUCGUAACCAAUUGGAUUCUAUGAUCAAGUCUGUCUCAGACGCUCCGACUCCGAGACGAACGUUCUUCCAAGCCUUCAUGUCACUUCUGCGAUACAACUCCAAGCAGGUGUCCCGCGCCGAGUUCCAGCACGUUUGCGACGAAGCCAUUCAAUUGUCCCUUCGCAAAUGGCACCAGCUCCCAAAAAGGCUAACCAAUGCUCAUGUGCCUAUUCUUCAAAGCUUCCAACAAUUGGUAGAAUUACAUGAUGCAAGCGUCAUCUGCGACAGCUUGAUGUCCACAAAUGAGCGAAAUCUUGACACCAAGUCUCAGGAAGUUAAGCUCCUUCUGCAAGCCUGGCGAGACCGCCUGCCGAACAUCUGGGACGAUAUCAAUGCAUGGCAAGACCUCGUGACCUGGCGCCAGCAUGUAUUCCAGCUGGUCAACUCGACAUAUCUUCCACUUUUGCCUCAGGGUGGCAACAACGUCGGUAACAAUUCUUAUGCAUUCCGCGGCUACCAUGAAACCGCCUGGAUCAUCAACAAAUUCGCACACGUUGCACGAAAGCACCAGAUGCCGGAUGUCUGCAUUAACCAGCUCGGGAAGAUCUAUACUCUUCCCAACAUAGAGAUUCAGGAAGCUUUCCUCAAACUCAGAGAGCAGGCAAAGUGCCACUACCAGAACAAGAGCGAGUUGAACAAUGGUCUGGACGUCAUCAAUAACACCAAUCUUAACUAUUUUGGUGCUCAACAAAAGGCCGAGUUCUAUACGCUCAAAGGCAUGUUCUUGGCUAAACUACAACACGCGGAGGAGGCGAAUGAGGCUUUUGGCGUCGCCUUGUACUACGAUCUGCGCUUGCCAAAGGCAUGGGCGGAAUGGGGUCAAUACUCCGAUCGAAAAUUCAAGGAGAACCCUGCCCUCAUUGAGGCUGCCAGCAACGCCGUCAGUUGCUAUCUAGAAGCUGCCGGGCUCUACAAGAGUGCCAAAUCACGCAAGAUGCUCAGCCGAGUCCUGUGGUUGCUCAGCCUUGACGACGAGGAAGGGCAUGUCGCCAAAGCGUUCGAGGACUUCAAGGGCGAAACCCCUGUGUGGUACUGGACUACCUUCGUACCGCAACUACUCGGCAGUCUGGAGCACAGAGAAGCGCGUCUCGCGAAGUCGGUGUUGGUGAAGAUAGCCAAGGCUUUCCCCCAAGCACUUUUCUAUCACUUACGUGCUACCCGAGAAGAGUUCCUGACGAAAAAGAAGCAAUUUGAAGCCCAGAAACGUCAACAGAAAGCGGGACAAGACAAAGCUGAGAAGUCAGAUGGUGGUUCGCGGCCGGGUACAGCCAACGGCGAGAGUGCAGCUAAUGGAUCAACAUCCCCUAAAUUGAAGCAAGAGCCCAAUGGGGAUGGGCAGGCGAACGCCACGACAAAUGGGACCGCCGAAGCCGAGACGAAAGAAGAACCCAAGAAGCCAUGGGAUCAUACAGAUGAGAUCAUGGCAGGCUUGAAGACUGCUUUCCCAUUGCUUGCUCUGUCCAUGGAAACAAUGACCGACCAACUUUCGAAGCACUUCAAAUGUCCCCCAGAUGAGGAUGCGCACCGACUUAUCGUUGCGUUGCUGAACGACGGCCUAGCCUACAUCAGCAGAGCUCCAAUCACCUAUACGGAGGGCGCCAAGUUGCCGCCUUCGACUGAGGCGAACAUUGCCAGAUUCGUGACCUCUGUUCUUCCUGCUCACAUUCGGAAGUCUUUCGAAGCCGACUUCGUCCAGACCAAGCCGACGAUGUUUGAGUACAUUCACAAACUGCGACGAUGGAGAGACAAAUUUGAACAGAAGCUUGAUCAUCGUCAACAGUGGGCAGCCCUGGAGUCAUACAGCCAUCAUUUGAGCGAGUUCAAGUUCCUCAAGUUCGAUGACUCGGUUGAGGUUCCAGGUCAAUACCAGCAACAUAAGGACAAGAAUACCGACUUCGUCCGUAUCGAACGAUUUAUGCCAACUGUGGAGCUUGUCCGAGGAAACAGCAUCUGCCAUCGCCGACUUACCAUUCGUGGUCAUGACGGGUCAUUGCAUCCAUUCGCUGUUCAACACCCCACUGGUGGCAAGGUUCGCCGAGAAGAACGCAUCGUGCAGCUGUUCCGCAUCUUCAAUCAAACCCUAGCCAAGCGCAAGGAGUCUCGUCGUCGCAAUCUGUACUUCCACCUACCGAUAUUUGUGCCUAUUGCGCCAUAUAUCCGGCUUGUCCAGGACGACUCUUCUUACGUGACCCUACAGUCAGUCUAUGAAGACUAUGUUCGUAAAGCCCCUGGCAUGUCACGCGAUGAUCCUAUGCUAUUCCUUCUCGAAAAAUCGCGGACCAUCGCAGAGCAGCAGAAGUCUCAGCCACGCACGCCCGAUCAAUUGGCCGUCAUGAAGACUGAGAUUUUCAACACCAUCCAGGAACGUUGGGUGCCGAACAACCUUGUGCUGCGAUACUUCCAGGACAUUUACCCCAGCUUCGCGGACUUCUGGCUGUUCCGUCGACAGUUCGCCUACCAGUUUGCGGCGACCACGUUCAUGACCUACAUCAUGCACAUGUCUGCGCGGUAUCCGAUGAAAUUCUCCAUCUCCCGCUCUACGGGUGACAUCUGGGCCAGCGAUUUGCUACCUAACCUGAACUCUGCACGUGCAUACUUCUUCAACCCCGAAGCCGUGCCGUUCCGUCUGAGCCCCAACAUACAAACGCUCAUGGGCCCCUUAGCCGUCGAGGGUAUAUUCACGGCUUCGUUGAUGGCGAUCGCGAGGUGUCUAGCCGAGCAAGAUCAAGGAUACGAGAUGGAGCAGCAACUCAGCAUCUUUGUACGGGACGAGAUGUACAAUUGGGCGGCUGGCCGGUCUUCGGCGAACAAUCCCAACGAAGCGAAGAUGGAAGGUCAGCACCUGAGAGAAUCGGUCGCGCAGAACGCCGACUUCAUUGUUCGUCGGGCUCUUACCUUGGCCAAGACCCAAGGCAGUGUGGGCAGUGCAGGCAGUGAAGGAAGUGGUGUCACGGGCGUUUUGCCUGCUUGUCAGAAUGUGGUGGACCUGGUGAGUCGGGCUACGGACCCGAUGAAAUUGAGUGCCAUGGAUGGAUUGUGGAUGCCCUGGCUCUGAGAGAGAGAGCACAUCUUGCAAGAUGUUGGCUUGAUGAGACUGAGGUUCGAAGGCGUUAAACGUGCCUGGCUGGGCAGAGAUGAUGACUGUGAAUGUGCUAUGACCGGCGUCGAGGCCAACGGAGUCUUGGGCCAUUGGGCAGGGCAAUUGGAUUUACUCGAAUGGCAGCAGGCACAGGAGGUGCUGUUGCCUUUCUUUUCACCUUUUUUCCCUUAUUUUUCUUGUGCUAUGAGAUGUCGAGGUCGUUGACGAAUUUUGCUGCCAUCAGGGCAAUGGCAUCUGUACGAAAAAAGUUCUGCCGGUCUAUUAUUGCACGGGAGGCAUGUCCUCGAUCGGCGUGGAUAUGGCCAGCGUUUGUUUGCCUGCCCGUCUGGGCCGUCUCGGUAUUCUUAAUAGGGAAUUGAAUUGCACUUGACGUUCUGUACGAUUUGCGAGGUCGGAGGUUUCUAAGUUGGUUCUCGCUUCAAUA